This is a messenger RNA of Penicillium pulvis, 306 nucleotides long. RefSeq lists its product as uncharacterized. Lineage: Eukaryota; Fungi; Ascomycota; Eurotiomycetes; Eurotiales; Aspergillaceae. The transcript is spliced from 2 exons. The record is from RefSeq and is a predicted model, not a curated record. The coding region runs from base 1 to 306 and encodes 101 amino acids.
AUGUUUGUCCCGAUGCGGAUGGUCAAUAAUGAGAUACUGUUGCACAUGACGCAGCGAAAUGGGCGGGAUAUCGAAUCCACUGAGAUCGAUGAUACGCAGGACACCAGGAUGGAUGGCUACUCUGGAACUGAGGAUGACGACAACCUUGAGAAGCUGACCUACAAGGUGCUCAUGGAUGGCCUCGGCGUCGUUAAUGAGGCUCCAUCGCGGCUCACGAUGCAUGACUACUGUGAUCUAGGUCUUGAGGGUAUCGCUAAGUCUUGCAAGUCAGCGGCACUUCACCCCAGGAUCCGGCGCUCACCCUGA